AUGAGUAAAUCAAUUAUCGGAAUUGUUGUAGGCCAGGUCAAUCACCAAUUGAAUAUUUUCUUUUCGCAAAACACUUUUUUUUUCAGGUCGACCCGCAAAAGUACUAUGUGUGGAGCAACGAAACGUACGUGGGUCGGGACGGAAUGAUCCUCGUUCCGUUCGGCGUGCGCGUGGAUUUGGGCGAUUGGGUCGUCGUUUCGUUCGGCCCGAUCCAGGCGGCCACCUUUUUUCCGUCGCAAAAAUCCGAACACACGCCGCGAUUCGAGUCGUCCGAUUUUCGAGUGAUUCGCGCGAUUUACGAAACGACGCCGAUAGGCAAAACGGUGCAAAUCAAGUUGAAUCAGUGUUUGACCGCCGGACAAACUGUCAUUGAGCACCACUUUUUCAAGAAGAUCUAGUAAGUGUGCGUCAUCGAGCAAAAAGUGUGCGAUGUUUUGAUAUUUCAGCAAUGACACAGUACUGGUCGGAGACGGCGAUUGGAACUUGACAAUUCGUAGAGUAGAACCAAGAGUCGGGUACGGAAGAGAGUCGGUUUGGAUCCUCGAUCGAGUGGCGUCAAUACCAGAACGGCCUAAAACUGGAAAAGACGUCAUCGGAAUAGUGGUCGGCACGAAGAACGCGAGCGAGAAUUACGUGUGGUGCAAGGAAACGCGACCGGGAUUUGACGGAACAAUUGUGGUCCCGGAUUCCGGUCCCCUUCCGUCCGGCACCUGGGUCCGCAUGAGUUUCACGCAGCAAGAAGUGGACGUUUAUUUUGAGAAUGAGCAGGAAAUCCGAUUCAAAUCUUGGAACUAUUCAAUACUAACCGCUUUGCAUCCGACCGAACCGUACAAGCAAACAAUCAAAAUAAAAUUGAAGUGUUUCAUCGAUGGAAACGAACAAAUUAAAGAUAUCAUUCAUCCAUUUGUGGGACUUGUCAAAAAUGACAAACAAAUCGAGAAUUCUGGAAAGUAUGAAAUAAGGAUUACACGCGUCAAACCCUCGCUGGCCAGGGAUUCACACAUCACCAGUGUUUGGGUGGUGAGCGAGUUGAAGUUGGUAAGAGUCUUGAGCCUGCGGUUGUUUUGAAAUGCUAAUAUUUAAAGGUACGCGACGAACCGUCAGUUUUGACUUUAGAAGAACCUAUCCAAAUACUGCCUAGUUUGCCAGAGCAGGAUGUUAGGGUGAGUCACUCACACUAGAGGAUUGCGCUCUGUUGACAAACUCUUUUCGCAAGUGAAAAUUGCAAUGCCAUCGGGGCCGAGUUUGAAAAGUUAGGCCACGUUCUUAGAAACUCUGGGUGAACACACUCAUUCAGCCAUCACCCGAAACUUCUCAUCGUCCUGUCGAAUUGCCAAGACACGCUGGUCAAAUCAAGAAGGCAAUAAUCGUGAACAUAAAACGAGUAAAGGAUAGGGAUCAAGUAUUCGUUUGGCUGUUGGAUGAUCACAAGUAAGAGCAGCAUACUUUUCGCUAUCUAUACAAAGACUUCACACCUCGUGAAGCAAUGUUUCAUUUGUUCAGAGACGGACUGCUUCGAUUGGACGUGGAUGCGGCCACGUUGGGUCUGACGGAGGGAAACGUGUUCACUGCCGAGUUUACUGAUGCGUCUGAAGGAGUGCGUUUCUUGCAUUUUUGUUGAAGACAACCACGGUCUCCAGAGCUGACAAUAUGGGCGUGGCGGCCUCGGCGCCAAAUGGCGUUUUCAUGAAUUGAGCACGUUUUUUCGGAUUUUUGUGCUCAAAGGCGAUGAAAAAUGAUCGUUCGACAUAAAAACACACUAAUUUUCAGAAUUAAUGACGUUUUGGCGCAUUUUUCGCGGACUUUGCUUUUUCGCCUUCGCCGCCGAUCGCCGCCGAAAAACCGCACAUCUCAUUUUGCGCUUUCUUGACCGUUUUCAGACAGAAUUGGUUUUGAGAAUGAUAAAUCACGUAAAUACAAGCAUUUUAAGCGCUCGAACCUCGAAAAUUGCCGAAAAGCAACUGAAAUUCACGCAGUUUUAGCCAAAAACCUUCAAACGGAUAAAUGUGAUUUGCGACUUGACCAAAUUUGACGCUCUUGCGCUUAAAAAAUUCGUAAUAGCCUAUAAAAUCGGUCUGGCGAGAGAAAAAUGAGAAAUUAUCGGUUUUUCGUGGCUAAUCUGGCAAAAAAACACAAAUUUGGCUGUUAAAAUUUGAAUUUCGCGCCAAUGUAUCGCUCUAUUGGGCAGGGCGCACUUGCGCCCAUUUUCAGCUCUGGAGACCGUCGACAGUGAACAAUUUACUCGAUUAGAUUUUCAUUUGCUUCUAGUUGAGCUCCUUAGAAUUCAUAGAGAGAUCUCUACAAGUUGCACUCCUUUUUUUGCAGAAAGUAGAAUCGCGAGGACCUAUAACCAGAGAAUACGAUUAUUACGAGACAAGAGGAAAAGGGAACGGAAAUGGAGUGGAGUUUAAGAUUUUCGCGGAAACGUUGGUCGAAUCGGACCCCAAUAAUGAACCGAUGAACUCGAGUUACCCCUCUAUUUAUCAUCAUCAUUUCGGAUACGUGGUAACUCGAGUGUUUUUGUUUGUUUUUUCAAAUCAUAUGAAGCUUUAGGUGGACAACUUUCGAAGAUUGAAGAACCACGAACAUAUAAAGUAUCACAUGUGGAUCAAAAAAGCGAGAGUUGGCGACGUUUUUCGUUGGGUCAUCGUCGAACAAGUCGGACAUGGACAAUAA
Molecule: messenger RNA, 2676 nt
Organism: Caenorhabditis sp. 36 PRJEB53466
Lineage: Eukaryota; Metazoa; Nematoda; Chromadorea; Rhabditida; Rhabditidae
Source: the annotation of a GenBank genome assembly